Conger conger (European conger) is the source of this 4112-nucleotide messenger RNA. Its product is annotated as arrestin domain-containing protein 3. The transcript is spliced from 8 exons. Gene Ontology annotation, cellular component: cytoplasm. The coding region runs from base 216 to 1460 and encodes 414 amino acids. Gene Ontology annotation, biological process: protein transport. Lineage: Eukaryota; Metazoa; Chordata; Actinopteri; Anguilliformes; Congridae. The record is from RefSeq and is a predicted model, not a curated record.
CCAUAGCGCCGAGAGGUGUGCAAUAACAGCAACAGUGCUGUUAUUUCAUCCCCCAAAUCUCAAUGAACUGUUUCCUAAGAAAGCACUGAUCUUGCCUGCAGCUUUUGCAGGGCAAAGGCAUUGAUCAGUGUAACCAAAAGUACGUUUCCUUUCCUUAUGAGAUUAUUUUCAUAGACUUUUAUUACUAGCUAUUUGUAAUAUAAAUUCAUACAACAAUGGUGCUAGGGAAGGUUAAGAGCUUCACAGUAAGCUACGACUGUCUGAAUGACAGCAACGUCCCCGUUUUUUCGAGCGGGGAUUCGGUCUCAGGAAGGGUGGUCAUCGAAGUCACCGGAGAAAUACGCGUGAAAUCGCUCAACAUUCACGCCAAAGGAAUUGCUAAAGUUCGUUGGACUGAAUCACGAAAUGCUGGAUCCAAUACUGCCUACACUCAGAAUUACACCGAAGAGGUGGAAUACUUAAACCAUAGUGACAUCUUAAUCGGACACGAAAGAGAUGAGGAUAACUCGGAGGAGAGUCUCACCACUCUCCAUUCAGGAAGACACGAGUAUGCAUUUAGCCUUGAGCUUCCACAAACACCUCUGGCUACCUCCUUUGAAGGCAAGCAUGGCAGUGUCCGGUACUGGGUGAAAGCCGAACUGCACAGACCCUGGCUACUACCCAUGAAAGUGAAAAAGGAAUUCACUGUCUUCGAACACAUCGACAUCAACACUCCUCUGUUACUGUCUCCCCAGGCAGGCACAAAAGACAAGACAUUGUGUUGCUGGUUCUGCACCUCAGGCCCCAUCUCCUUAAGUGCCAAAAUUGAGAGGAAGGGUUACACCCCAGGAGAGUCCAUUCAGAUCUUCGCUGAGAUCGAGAACUGCUCCUCCCGCAUGGUUGUGCCAAAGGCAGCCGUUUACCAAACACAGACCUUCUACGCCAAAGGGAAGAUGAAGGAGGUCAAACAGCUAGUUGCCAACUUGCGGGGGGAGUCGCUGUCCUCCGGCAAAACAGAGACAUGGAGUGGGAAAAUGCUGAAGAUCCCCCCCGUCUCUCCCUCCAUCCUGGACUGCAGCAUCAUCCGAGUGGAGUACUCUCUGAUGGUGUAUGUGGACAUCCCCGGAGCGGUGAACCUGUCCCUCAACCUGCCGUUGGUCAUCGGCACCAUCCCCCUCCACCCCUUCGGGAGCCGCACGUCCUCCGUCAGCAGCCAGUGCAGCAUGACCAUGAACUGGCUCGGCAUGGCCCUGCCGGAGAGACCCGAAGCGCCACCGAGCUAUGCAGAGAUUGUCACGGAAGAGCACAGGCGGAGCGGUCAGGAAAUGGCUGCCGCUCGGGAUGAAUUGGAGGGCCCGCUGUUCGCUUACAUACAGGAGUUCCGUUUCCAGCCGCCUCCGCUCUACUCCGAGAUUGAUCCAAAUCCGGAUCAGGUCAGCGGAACCGAGGAAAGGAGGCCCGACACCUGUCCGUCACGCUGAAGGACAUGCCCAGCACCCGCCCAGUGUUGGCGGUCCUCUCGUCAGUUCUUUUUUUUCCUGCGAUGGCGUCCUCAAGUAGCUGCCAAUGUCGAGAGAAAAAAAAAUAUAUAUAUCCAAGGUGGACACGGUCCUCGCCCAGAGAUGUGCAGGAAGUGUCCGACAGGUCCCUUCCUGUCCACCCUAGGUCAGACGCAUACAGACACGUCAGACUUCUGCCUGUUGAGUGUUUUUUUUAAAUUUUAUAUUAUUCUUUUUUCCUGGUUACCCUGUGACCCUGGCAUAUACAUGACUCUAACCCAGUAGAGCAAUCACAUUUAAAAAUUGCCGAAAAAAGGAAACAAAUGAAAAAAAAGAAACAAACAUCUGUAGCGCUCAGCAGCAGUCGACUACGGAGCUACAAGACUACACGCCUCCUGCCUCAUGUGGAAUUUUGCACAUAUUAUUCUUUGCUUGUGUUGUGUGGUUCCAUUUUAAAAAUCACUAAUUAUUGUUUUUGCCACUCGUAUAUGCUGGACUAAGUGACUGCAGGCUUUAACUCCUAGCUAACUCCUUAUCCGCACAACUAUGAACAAUGCAAAGGAGAAAUGUAAGAAGAAAAACUGAAUAAGACAAAAAAAAAAUGCACUGACUCUGAAGCUGUUUUUUGGGACUUUCCUUGAAAAGAGAAUAGCCUGGACUCUCUACAUGGUUUCAUAAGCUUGGAUCAAAGGAUGGCUUCCCCUUACUUCCUUAUGGUAUCGUUUUCAUUUUUAGUUUUUUUCCAAACAUUGAAUGCCUUCGAGCCUAUAUUUUUGUUUAGUGUCAUUUUUCUCCUCAUUUCCCUGCUGUGAAGCCUCUUUUAGUGGAACAGCAACACGUGUGGAGCACACAACGCUUGCGUGCAUCCUGGCACAGACUGCCCCCCUCCCAAACCCCGCCGCCCCCACCGUCCUGCGGACAGACGUGGGGCGCGGAGGCGGAAAACGGCAGCGCGUCCACCGCCAGCCGCAGAACGUCUGUUGCCUUUCUGCUGACACCACAGAGCAGCGCCAUGUCACGUACAUACUGCCUAAAAGCACUCAAAACUCAGGAGACCUUCUCACUUUGCCAAACAUGCUACGUUUUGUUUUGGUUGCACUGUUUGAAAUGGCGAAAGUAAGAAGGAAAAAAAGCAAACAAACAAACCAACAACAUUUUGGGAGGGGGGGGGGGGGGGGGUUCGAGCACACACAGAGAUGCAAGGUAGCUUUCAAAGACGAACGACAUUCCCUUUUUGUCCUGCUUUUCCUGCAGAAUCCACCAACGUUUCCCUUCCAGCCAAAAAAAAAAACAGAGGCCUUGUGUCCUGGCAGCGACGCAGAACGCAGUGGAACCACGGUCCGAGCGGGUCAGAACAAGUACUUGCAUGUUGAAAUGAGUAAUACAUUGGUUUUCAAACUCAUUUAUUGAUAGAAGAUCUGCAAGACCGUGGUUUCAACUGAGCCUUAAUUAAAGAGCACUUUUAAAAAGAAAAAAAAAAGAAAAACAUUUAAGGUGAAGGACAGGGAAACGUUUGGUCAUCACAUAGGUUUCCCUGAUGAUAUGUUCUCAUUAAUUAAGCAGUGUUGAAAAAUGAAUGCAUUAAUCUGUUAAGAAUAUGAAUAGUAUUAUAAAAAGUUUACACUUAGCUUUAAGCUAUUUUUUGCGCGUUUGUGCGUGCGCAUGUGUGUUGAACCAGCAAGAAAUUCUGAGAACACUUUAUCAACAUAACCAAUGGAUUUCCAAUAAAAAAAUAAGUGAUCUUAUCUUAGUGGCCUUGACAAAGAACGGAACUUAAAUCUGAUUCUUGACGGAGUGCUUAAUGUCUUUGAGAGCUGUGUUUCAUUUUACAUUGUGCUGAAUGUUAAUGAGGUCUGUGUUUUUAAUUUUUUUCCAUUGGGACAAAAAGGGAAAACUAAUACUCCUUAAAAGCAAGUUCUGAAAUGGUUAUUCCUGAAUCGGCGUUUCACUUGGUUUGGUUUUGUAACUGGGAUUGUUGAUAACCUUGGGCAUUUAGUGUUUGUUUUCCCAGUCGGACCCCCUCCCCCCCCACUCCCCCUUUUUGUGUUUCACUUAAACUUUGGGAACAAUGGUAGUUUUUACUUAACAUACAUCUCCACAGAGAGAAAGGCAGUGACAGCUGGAAUUGCAAUUCCAAGAAAAAGUGACCCUUUCCACUUUUCCGUGUUUAUGUUAAUGGAGUCUUGACGCAUGGUUUUUGACGGGCGGUGACAAUUUUUUUUUUUAUGGAAAAGCUCAAAAUAAAUUAUGCUUUUGAAAAAGAAAUCUUAUGUUUCACGCCGGUCGUGUCCAUAGUCCGUACCAUGGGCUUCCGUCAUAGUCAAGUACUUUUAAAUCUCAUUUCCUGAAUUCCACUGUCAGGAACCAAAACUUUUAACGUCAGGGAGAGGGGAUCUGACAUGUUUUAGAAACAAAGUGCAAUAUUACUUGUUUGAUAGAAUUUAUUUUGUCACUUUUUUGUUGGUCCAGUUUCUCACUCUUAUUUUUCACAUUUAAGGCAUUGUUUUUAAUGUCUGUUUUUUAGUUGGUACUGUCUCUAGAUCCUCUUGUUGGAUUAAUACAUGUUAUGAAUGAUUUGGACUUUGUCUGGUUCUUCCUUGUGUAAAAUAAAGACUUUUUUGUUAAAAAUGUAAA